UGGGAGGCUGGGGUCACCUGAGCCGGAGCCCUCUCCUUGGCGGGGGCGUCCGGCACCACCACAGUGAGGCUGCGGCGCUGGGCAGGGAGACGCAGCACAGCCACCAGCCGCAGCACCAGGAUCAAAGCCAACACAGACACUGCCAAGUAGCCCCUGCUCUAUUAUAGCAGGAGCAGAAAAUGGACCAUCUCCCUGUCAUUGACAUGUACUGAUGACAUUCAGAAAGACAUGCACAUCAUAAUUAAAGUAGCCAAACAGACACAGCACUCACUGUCUCACCAUCACUGGAGCCUCUGUCCUGACAGUGACUCAUCAGAGAGUGGCAUGCUGUCCCGCCUGGGUGAUCUGCUCUUCUACACUAUUGCCGAAGGACAGGAAAGAAUCCCUAUCCACAAGUUCACUACUGCACUGAAGGCCACUGGCCUGCAGACAUCAGAUCCCCGGCUCCGGGACUGCAUGAGCCAGAUGCGCCGCAUGGUUCGAGAGUCCAGCAGUGGUGGCCUCUUGGACCGAGAUCUCUUCCAAAAGUGUGUGAGCAGCAACAUUGUGCUCCUGACUCAGGCAUUCCGAAAGAAGUUUGUCAUUCCUGAUUUUGAGGAGUUCACGAGCCAUGUGGAUCGCAUCUUUGAGGAUGCCAAAGAGCUCACUGGAGGCAAAGUGGCGGCCUAUAUCCCUCAGCUGGCCAAGUCCAAUCCAGACCUAUGGGGUGUCUCCCUGUGCACUGUGGAUGGUCAGCGGCACUCCGUGGGCCACACAAAGAUUCCCUUCUGCCUGCAGUCCUGUGUGAAGCCCCUCACCUAUGCCAUCUCCAUAAGCACCCUAGGCACUGACUACGUGCACAAGUUUGUGGGCAAGGAGCCCAGUGGCCUACGCUACAACAAGCUCUCCCUCAAUGAGGAAGGAAUCCCCCAUAACCCCAUGGUCAAUGCUGGUGCCAUUGUCGUGAGCUCCCUGAUCAAGAUGGACUGUAACAAAGCAGAAAAGUUUGAUUUUGUGUUACAGUAUCUGAACAAAAUGGCUGGGAACGAAUACAUGGGUUUCAGCAAUGCCACAUUCCAGUCAGAGAAGGAAACAGGGGAUCGGAAUUAUGCCAUCGGCUAUUAUCUAAAGGAAAAGAAGUGCUUUCCUAAGGGGGUGGACAUGAUGGCUGCCCUUGAUCUCUAUUUCCAGCUGUGCUCCGUGGAGGUGACCUGUGAAUCAGGCAGUGUCAUGGCAGCCACCCUGGCCAAUGGCGGGAUCUGCCCCAUCACAGGAGAGAGCGUACUGAGUGCUGAAGCAGUGCGCAACACCCUCAGCCUCAUGCACUCCUGCGGCAUGUACGACUUCUCAGGCCAGUUUGCCUUCCAUGUGGGCCUGCCGGCCAAGUCAGCUGUGUCCGGAGCCAUCCUCCUAGUGGUACCCAAUGUCAUGGGAAUGAUGUGCCUGUCACCUCCACUGGACAAGCUAGGGAACAGUCAUAGGGGCGUCAGGUUCUGCCAGAAGUUGGUGUCGCUCUUCAAUUUCCACAACUAUGACAACCUGAGGCACUGUGCUCGCAAGUUAGACCCACGGCGAGAAGGGGGAGAAGUUCGGAACAAGACUGUGGUGAACCUGUUAUUCGCUGCCUAUAGUGGAGAUGUCUCAGCCCUUCGAAGGUUUGCGUUGUCAGCCAUGGACAUGGAACAGAAAGACUAUGACUCCCGCACAGCCCUGCAUGUUGCUGCAGCUGAAGGACACAUCGAAGUUGUUAAAUUCCUGAUUGAAGCUUGCAAAGUGAAUCCUUUCGUCAAAGACAGGUGGGGCAACAUUCCCCUGGAUGAUGCUGUGCAGUUCAACCACCUAGAGGUGGUGAAACUGCUUCAGGAUUACCAGGACUCCUACACACCAUCUGAGACUCAGGCCGAGGCAGCGGCUGAGGCUCUGUCCAAAGAGAACUUAGAGAGCAUGGUGUGAACAUAGGACAUGCGCGUAGUCCCUGCCCAAGGAAAAGCACGAGCUGGCCACACGCUCAAUCCAUAACCACUAAACACGCUACGGAGAGCCACGCUGCUUCAGCGGGGACCAAGACUUAGGCCACUGCUUUCUGUGAGAGUGAAAAUACCCCAUUCCCUUGGCAGACAGAGUAUAGAGAAGUGCCUUGGUAGACACAUGCAGCAGAGCAAUCCAUGGAGACGAUGAGCUUCCUCGAG
Messenger RNA from Ailuropoda melanoleuca (giant panda), 2168 nucleotides. RefSeq names its product glutaminase 2 (gene GLS2). The record is from RefSeq and is a predicted model, not a curated record. Gene Ontology annotation, molecular function: glutaminase activity; protein binding. NCBI's taxonomy places the organism in Eukaryota, Metazoa, Chordata, Mammalia, Carnivora, Ursidae. Gene Ontology annotation, biological process: L-glutamine catabolic process. The transcript is spliced from 19 exons. The coding region runs from base 229 to 1932 and encodes 567 amino acids.